AUGAGUGCUUAUACCAGUCAGUUAUUUUUUAUGUUGCUGCUUGGCAUUGUCCUCGCAGUUGCGGCUGAUGCGGAUUCUUUGAAGCCUGAGGAACUGAAGGUGGAUGCGGAUCAGCUGGAAGAACUUGAUCGUUCACCGCGCCAGACGUCGGUGCAAACCACUAAUAUAAAUAUAAAUCAAGGUGGCAGAAACGAUGCUGGAAACAGAUGCAAUGGCAGAAACUGCAAUGGAGAUUGUCAGGGAAGACACUGCAAUGGAGGUUGUCAGGGAAGAAAUUGCAAUGGAGGUUGCCAGGGAAGAAACUGCAAUGGAGGUUGCCAGGGAAGAAAUUGCCCAGGCAAUAAUCAGCCUAUUUUCGGCAUAUUUGGCGGAGUUGGAUUCGCUGGCUAAAAGCGCGCUUCAAUUCAAAGUUUAAAUAAAGACAGCAAACAGUAAAAAAUAAAAAA
Messenger RNA from Drosophila innubila, 446 nucleotides. RefSeq lists its product as uncharacterized. NCBI's taxonomy places the organism in Eukaryota, Metazoa, Arthropoda, Insecta, Diptera, Drosophilidae. The record is from RefSeq and is a predicted model, not a curated record. Bases 1 to 390 code for a protein of 129 amino acids. The transcript has a single exon.